Messenger RNA from Mus musculus (house mouse), 10930 nucleotides. It is a transcript of the gene Ephb2, whose product is annotated as Eph receptor B2. Gene Ontology annotation, biological process: positive regulation of cell migration; tight junction assembly; regulation of blood coagulation. The coding region runs from base 181 to 3147 and encodes 988 amino acids. The record is from RefSeq and is a predicted model, not a curated record. NCBI's taxonomy places the organism in Eukaryota, Metazoa, Chordata, Mammalia, Rodentia, Muridae. Gene Ontology annotation, cellular component: dendritic spine; membrane; plasma membrane. Gene Ontology annotation, molecular function: protein tyrosine kinase activity; transmembrane receptor protein tyrosine kinase activity; axon guidance receptor activity. The transcript has 16 exons.
AGCCCGGGUCCCCGUUCUGCCCGGGCUGGAUGGCUCAUUCUGCUGGCUGCGCGGCGGCGGCGGCUCGUGUGUGUGUGCGCCGCGCCCCGCCGCUCCCCGCCGGCCCCCCGAGCCCGGGGCGCGCGCUCCAGCCCGGGGGUCCCCGCGGCGCCGCGGCCGGAGGCUCCGGGCAGCGCAGCAAUGGCCGUGCGCAGGCUGGGGGCCGCGCUGCUGCUGCUGCCGCUGCUAGCCGCCGUGGAAGAAACCCUGAUGGACUCUACGACAGCAACGGCUGAGCUGGGCUGGAUGGUACAUCCCCCAUCAGGGUGGGAAGAGGUGAGCGGCUACGACGAGAACAUGAACACUAUCCGUACCUACCAGGUGUGCAAUGUCUUUGAGUCAAGCCAGAACAACUGGCUGCGGACCAAAUUCAUCCGGCGCCGCGGCGCCCACCGCAUCCACGUGGAGAUGAAGUUCUCGGUGCGUGACUGCAGCAGCAUUCCCAGCGUGCCGGGCUCCUGCAAGGAGACCUUCAACCUCUACUACUAUGAGGCUGAUUUUGACUUAGCCACCAAAACCUUUCCCAACUGGAUGGAGAAUCCGUGGGUGAAGGUGGACACCAUCGCGGCCGAUGAGAGCUUCUCUCAGGUGGACCUGGGUGGCCGCGUCAUGAAAAUCAACACUGAGGUGCGAAGCUUCGGUCCCGUGUCCCGCAAUGGUUUCUACCUGGCCUUCCAGGACUAUGGCGGCUGUAUGUCCCUCAUUGCUGUGCGCGUCUUCUACCGGAAGUGCCCCCGAAUCAUCCAGAAUGGUGCCAUCUUCCAGGAGACACUGUCGGGGGCUGAGAGCACUUCGCUGGUGGCAGCUCGGGGCAGCUGCAUCGCCAAUGCUGAAGAAGUGGAUGUGCCCAUCAAACUCUACUGUAACGGGGACGGCGAAUGGCUGGUGCCCAUAGGUCGCUGCAUGUGCAAGGCGGGCUUCGAGGCUGUGGAGAACGGCACCGUCUGCCGAGGUUGUCCAUCAGGAACCUUCAAGGCCAACCAAGGGGACGAAGCCUGCACCCACUGUCCCAUCAACAGCCGCACCACCUCCGAGGGUGCCACCAACUGUGUAUGCCGCAACGGCUACUACAGGGCCGACCUGGACCCCUUAGACAUGCCUUGCACAACCAUCCCCUCUGCGCCCCAGGCUGUGAUCUCCAGCGUCAACGAGACGUCCCUCAUGCUAGAGUGGACCCCACCCCGAGACUCGGGGGGUCGCGAGGAUCUUGUUUACAACAUCAUCUGCAAGAGCUGUGGCUCCGGCCGGGGCGCAUGCACGCGCUGCGGGGACAACGUGCAGUACGCGCCCCGCCAGCUGGGCCUGACUGAGCCGCGCAUCUACAUCAGUGACCUGCUGGCACACACGCAGUACACCUUCGAGAUCCAGGCCGUGAACGGUGUGACUGACCAGAGUCCCUUCUCACCUCAGUUCGCCUCUGUGAACAUCACCACCAACCAAGCAGCACCAUCGGCCGUGUCCAUCAUGCACCAGGUGAGCCGCACUGUGGACAGCAUCACCCUGUCGUGGUCCCAGCCAGACCAGCCCAACGGUGUGAUCCUGGACUACGAGCUGCAGUACUAUGAGAAGCAGGAGCUCAGUGAGUACAACGCCACGGCCAUAAAAAGCCCCACCAACACAGUCACUGUGCAGGGCCUCAAAGCCGGCGCCAUCUAUGUCUUCCAGGUGCGGGCACGCACCGUUGCAGGCUAUGGGCGCUACAGUGGCAAGAUGUACUUCCAAACCAUGACAGAAGCCGAGUACCAGACCAGCAUCAAGGAAAAGCUACCCCUCAUCGUUGGCUCCUCCGCCGCCGGCUUAGUCUUCCUCAUCGCUGUGGUCGUCAUUGCCAUCGUAUGUAACAGAAGACGGGGGUUUGAGCGUGCCGACUCAGAGUACACGGACAAGCUACAACACUACACCAGCGGACACAUGACCCCAGGCAUGAAGAUCUAUAUAGACCCUUUCACCUAUGAAGAUCCUAAUGAGGCAGUGCGGGAGUUUGCCAAGGAAAUUGACAUCUCCUGUGUCAAGAUUGAGCAGGUGAUCGGAGCAGGGGAAUUUGGUGAGGUCUGCAGUGGCCAUUUGAAGCUGCCAGGCAAGAGAGAGAUCUUUGUAGCCAUCAAGACCCUCAAGUCAGGAUACACGGAGAAACAGCGCCGGGACUUCCUGAGUGAGGCAUCCAUCAUGGGCCAGUUCGACCACCCCAAUGUCAUCCAUCUGGAAGGGGUUGUCACCAAGAGCACACCUGUCAUGAUCAUCACUGAAUUCAUGGAGAACGGAUCUCUGGACUCCUUCCUCCGGCAAAACGAUGGGCAGUUCACAGUCAUCCAACUGGUGGGCAUGCUGAGGGGCAUUGCAGCCGGCAUGAAGUACCUGGCGGACAUGAACUACGUGCACCGUGACCUUGCUGCUCGAAACAUCCUCGUCAACAGCAACCUGGUGUGUAAGGUGUCUGAUUUUGGGCUCUCACGCUUCCUGGAGGAUGACACGUCUGACCCCACCUAUACCAGCGCUCUGGGUGGGAAGAUCCCCAUCCGUUGGACGGCACCGGAAGCCAUCCAGUACCGGAAAUUCACCUCGGCCAGUGAUGUGUGGAGCUAUGGCAUCGUCAUGUGGGAGGUGAUGUCCUACGGGGAACGACCCUACUGGGACAUGACCAAUCAAGACGUAAUCAACGCCAUUGAACAGGACUACAGACUACCUCCGCCCAUGGACUGCCCUAGUGCCCUGCACCAGCUCAUGCUGGACUGCUGGCAGAAGGACCGCAACCACCGGCCCAAGUUCGGCCAGAUUGUCAACACGCUGGACAAGAUGAUCCGAAACCCCAACAGCCUCAAAGCCAUGGCACCCCUGUCCUCUGGCAUCAACCUGCCACUGCUGGACCGCACGAUACCGGACUACACCAGCUUUAACACGGUGGAUGAGUGGCUAGAGGCCAUCAAGAUGGGCCAGUACAAGGAGAGCUUUGCCAACGCCGGCUUUACCUCUUUCGACGUUGUAUCUCAGAUGAUGAUGGAGGACAUUCUCCGCGUUGGGGUCACUCUAGCUGGCCACCAGAAAAAAAUCCUGAACAGUAUCCAGGUGAUGCGGGCCCAGAUGAACCAGAUCCAGUCUGUAGAGGUUUGACAUUCGCCUGCCUCGGUUCUCCUCUUCCUCCACGCCGCCCCCUGAGCCCCCCUACAUCGGUCCCCCUGCUGCUCUGUCCACUACAAGGUCAGCCACCUGCCAGGAGGCCACAGACAACAGGAAGAACCAAGCAGCACUCCAGCCAAGCCGUCACCAAGAGCCCAUGCAAGUCAAAGGAAGGAAAAGGGGAUUGGGUGGGGGGGACACGCACCUAGAUCUGGGAGGGGGCGGGACAGGCAAGAGACGUUCGUUCCAAGAGGAUUCUCAUAAGGGAAGUGACGGUUCUUAGAGGAGAAAAGCAAAAGGCUUGGGAGAUCCACAUGGCCUGUCCCCGUGAAGGCCAAAAAGCAUUUUCUCUCCAACUCCUUCUGGGAAGGUUGAGCUGGCCAGAGCCAAGAAACACUUCCAGGAACAUUAACAUGAAGGGAAGAGGUGAGCCACCCUCCUUGCCUGGCCUUAGCCGUUUCUUGGAGCAUCACUAAUGGCCCAGCCCCCAGGCACAAGGGGCAGAGAGACAGGCAGUCGCCCCAGAUAGGCUCCGGGGAAGUCCAUUCCAGCUGCCACCGGCAGACAGGAGGAUAGUUGUUCUGUCUUGGGAGACGGUUUCCAAAAACUCCGAGAGACUUUCUGCUAAUGGUUCAGGAGGCGGAAGAGGAGCUCCUGGCCUCCCAGGUCACGCCAAACAGGCUAGAUCUUCCUGAGGACAGCCACCCAGGUCUGCAGCCCCACAAGGCCCUGCUCCUGAUCAGCCUCAGCCAGAGGACGAGGAGGCAGGUGACUGUCAUCAGCCUCGACUGCCACAGAGAAGCAUACUCUUGCAUCUGGGUUUGUUUACAGCGAUUCCGUGGACCGGGGGUAUUUUGAUCAGGGGUGGUUUUGGUCUGGGAGGGUUUUGUUUGUUGGGUUUUUUUAAAAAAAAAUGACAAUGAAGAGACACUUUGACAUUUCCUACCUUUUGAGGACUUGAUCCUUCUCCAGGAAGAAGGUGCUUUCUGCUUACUGACUUAGGCAAUACACCAAGGGCGAGAUUUUAUAUGCACAUUUCUGGAUUUUUUUAUAUGCUUUUCAUUGAUACCCUUCCCUCCUCCCACCUGCUGCCAGGCCUCACCAAAGCCAACUGUCACAGGGCCACCUGGGCCACUCAGAGACCUCAGUGGGACUGGGAGAGUGGAGGGAACUACAUCAGCGCCCACACUGGACCACAGACGGAGGCAGAUGAGGGCUCCAAGGCCGGAAGUCCUCCCUUCCUCCCUGUCUGCUCUCAUGCUCUCCGCCCUGUUCUAUCUGGCACUUCCCAGGCACAGAGGCCCCUUCAGGUUCCUGGGUGCUCUUCAAUGGCCAAAACUCGAUUUCAUGUCUGGGAGCCUGGACCAGGCUACCCGGGAAGUCAGGACCCUGAUCAUUCACUGUGACACCCCAGCCCUCCAAGGGUACCCCGGGAGACCACGUGACUCUCUCUCUCUCUCUGUCUCUCUCUCUCUCUGUCUCUCUCUCUCUCUCUCUCUCUCUGUCUCUCUCUCUCUCUGUCUCUCUCUGUCUCUCUCCCACUCCUUCUUUCCCCGAGGCCUUUGCCUGGGUCUGAAGGUCUUGGCCAGAGGAACACCAUCAUCAGUCAAGGGGUCUGGCCGCAGGCUCCCCUGUGAGCAAAUGCAGGGAAUCCGAGCAGAACAAUCGGUUAGUGAAUUGAAUGGAAAUAAAUGCUUUAGUUAUAAAAUGACCCCUGUACUCUGUAAGUUCCAAGAAAAAGAUCCUGGCACCUUUGGGACCUGCCAAAUGACUUUAAUGCUCUUGCAAGGGACUCUUCCCCCUGCCCCUCAGGAUCCAAAAGGCCCAGGCUGAGGAAACUCAUGGAGGCAAUCAAACAAACAAACAAAGAAGCUCAUGUAGCCUUCUUAGCCUAGGGUCAUCAGAAGCACAGGCAGAGAAGCGUAGGCACUGGGUUGGCUCAGCUCUGCGUUGCGUGUACAGUGCCUGGCUAAGUAAGCCACGUUAGAAGUGGUGGCCCGUGGACCCCAUUCAGCCACAAAUGUAACCCCCUCCCCCACACAAUGCUGUCUCCUGUGCUAAGGGCUCGGACUUACUGUGAGUAGUUCUUUUGUGUGGAGGAGGAGAAGGAGGAAGAGAAGGAAGAGGAGGAGAAGGAGGCAGGAAGUGUGUGUGCUGCAGAUAAGACUGUUAGAAGAGGAAGGGGUAUCCCAGAGACAGCUCAUCUCAGGACCAUUUCCUUUGUCUGGUGAGCAUCUUUGAGGAGCCUAUCCAUGGGGGAAGAUUGAGGCCACAGGCCACCAGCAAAAGACCCUGCAGUGAGCAAAACCAUCGUGGCUCAGCCUGUCAUCUGUCCUUCACCUAUUCUCAACCCGGGAGCAGAGGGAAGGAAGGGAUUAGAGAGGAAGCUUGUCCCUGGGGUAGGGACAGCGGGCCUGGACACAGGGCAAGUAUUGGCAAGUUUCCCACAAAGCAGCAAACAGCGGCCCGUUGGCCAUCCCUUAAUGGCCCAAAGACACCCAGCGCGGAUGGCAGCUGUCCCAGCACACAAGGUCACCUUCUGGUGGGAGCUUCUCUGAUGCUCUGCAGAUUAACUGUCUCCCCAGCCCACCUCCCACCACCCCAGAGCCCCACGAGGCCUGGCAGUCAGUGUUUCCGUCAGAUGGCUUCCUGCCUUAAGCCACUAGGCUGGCGUCUUCUAGCCAGCUCAUCUGCCCAUCCACCCUCUAGUGCCCAAAGUAUUCGUGUAAAGCCGUAGGACUCUACAUGUCUACUUCCAGAAUACGGGUGCUAUCCAGACCUUCUGUCUCCUCUUCAGGGUACCAAACAGACACCGUCACUGUGGCAGUCCUGAGUGUAGGCCCUGCUCACUUCUCAACUACAAGACAUCGUCCUCCCCCCACUCCUCAAUGCUCAGCAGGGAGUGGUAGGCCCUGCUGCCAAGCGCCUUCCACUUAGGCUGCCCGCUCACAUGGGCACACAGCUUGGAGCUAUCUGCUGCCUAGUUACUAAUCCCUUCCUGGCUCCACCCCCCAUCCAUCUCCCCACUCCCAGCCCCCCCAAGCACUAGCUCCCACCUGCCCAGCAUCAGGAACCGCUUCCGGCUGUUCAGCCCAAGCUUGUUUCUUGAGGAAAGAAAGCUGUUUUGUGAACCUGGGCCAGGGCACCAUGGAAGUGGGGCCAGCUGCUCUGGGAGAGUGUGCCUGGAAGAGCCACUCGGGGCCAAGUUAAGUAUGACGGAGCUGUGCCACCCACCCCAGAAGUCUCACAAUGGGCUGUUAGUGGCAAUCAACAGGCCUGUUCCUGAGCCGGUAUUGAAGGUGUCUUGCUGGUAGGUUGGUAGCACGCUUGCCUGGCAUGCACAAAGCACUCGGUUCCACCCCCCAGCACUGCAUAAACCGGAUAUGGUAAUAUAUGACUGUAAACUCGGUACUCAAGAAAUGGAGGCAGGAGGGUUAGAAGAUCAGUGGCAUCCUUAGCUACUUAGUGAGUUCAAAGCCAGCCUGGGCCACAUAAGACCUUAUCUCUAGGAAAGAAGUUAUGGUCAAUAGUGACAUCCUUAGUGCUAGACCCACUGCUUCUGAGCAGACACAAGAGUAGCAGAGAACACUUAUACAAUCUACUUACCAGCUGGGCCUCAAGUCCACCCUUUCCAGUAUCCAGAGCGCCCACCUUCUCUAUGGCUGAGAGGUCUAUGCUGCCCCCUUGUGGGCACUCACUAACAUUGCACCCCCUCAUAGAUCCCACCCCUUGCUGAAGGACUCCCACCGGAGACCACCACCCACCCCAAUGCCACCCUUGCUUCUCCAGGUGCCUGUCAUUUCCAGGGACAGUUCCCAGAGGAAGACCUUUGGCAGGGAGAGGUGCAAAUGCACUCAAAAGACAAGAUGUAACCUACUUCUGUCACUAACUAGGGCCACGGGCCCCAGGAGAGACUGUUCCUCACUGGGCCAUAGCUUCUCAUCUAUAAAACAGGAGCAUUAGGCUGGGUGCUGCAGGCCUGGAAAACCCUUUGUCCACCUCGGUCCCGCAAAGUAAAACACUGGUUCAGGGCCACGGCUCCAGAAAGGGCCACAAGCCUUGGCUUCCCCGCACCAGGGUCCACCCGAACAUGGUCACUUAGGCGCAGAAAACAAAGGAAUCCAGCUCUGGCGUAUGAGGCAAGAGAAAACCAGAUGGGAUGGGCUAUCAGGGUGGGCUUUCAGGGGGAGGCUACAGGCUGAGAGAAAGGUCACUCCAAAACGUAGCAGCUUCAACAGUGCAGCGCAAAAACAUCUGGAGGUGUUGUGGGGCAUGAGUUGGUGUGAGUGUAGGGCAUGGAAUUAAGGUCCAGCCACAGAGGCUACCAAGCAGAGAUUAGUAGGACUACCAUUAGAUUAUAGAGCAGUGGUUCUCAACCUUCCCAAUGCUGCAACCCUUUAACACAAUUCCUCACGGUGUGGUGACCCCCAACCAUUUGUUGUGGUUUGAUUUGGCUUUUUGAGACAGGGUUUCUCUGUGUAGCCCUGGCUGUUCUGGAACUCACUCUGUAGACCAGGCUGGCCUUGAACUCACAGAGAUCCACCUCCCUCUGCCUUCUAGGUGCUGGGGUUAAAGGGGUGCGCCACUACCACCUAGCUCAUAAAAAUGUUUUCAUUGCUACUUUAUAACUGUAACUUGGCUAUUGUUAUGAAUCAUGAUGUAAAUAUCUGUGUUUUCCAGUGGACUUAGACAACCCCUGAGAAUGGAGUCAUUCAACUCCCAAAGUGGUCACGACCCACAGGUUGAGAACCAGUGUUCUAGAAAAAAAAAAGAGUCAGUUUCAGCCAUCAAAUCAAAAGAGGAGCUUCCAGCAAGCCCCUGGAAGAGCCCUCGGGACUCCAAGAGAGCCCAGACUCUGCCAUUUACUUUCCAACACGGACAAACCCGACUCCACUUCCGCAGCCUGGGAGAGAGGAGCUUGGCUUUGUGUUCCCUGAUUCAUCUCUUUUUAUUUUGAAAGAGUCUCAUAUAUCCCAGUCUGACCCCAAACUCACUGUGCAGUCAGGGAUGACCACUAUUGAACGUCCGAUCCUCCUCGCUCUACCUCCCAAGGGCUGGGAUUACAGGCGCACACCACCACGUCUGGUUUUGCAGUGCUAGGGUCGGGAAGCCGGGGUCUUUGUGCUUGGGAAGCAAGCGCUCUACCAACUGAGCUACACCCUCAGCCCAUCUGCUUCUGGUUGUAGCUAUGAUGUCCACACAUGGGCAUACACCACCAGCCAGCCAGCCUUGCCUCAGAUUCCCAGCCAGUGACUGUUACCACAAAACUGGCUGGAGAGCGAGCUUGGCCCCAGUCAGCUUUUCCCACAGAGAAACCAGUGUUGGGGUGUUGGCCUCAAGAAAGGACUUGGGCCAAAGUGGGUUCAGAGAGUCCCCGACCCCCACCCAGCAAGCUGGCCUCAGGCGAUUGAAGCCUCAAGGACUAAUAUCUGAACAGAUUACCCUAUGCCAAGUGCCAAAAUCUCCCUGCCCCCUCUUCGCUAGUGAGGAACAUGGCUCUCAAGGGGGGUGGGGGGAACCCAGCCAAUCCUAACACCUACAGCCUGCUGACUGAACGUGUGUUUGCAAGUGCUUGUAAUCACCCAUAGGAUAAGCACCUUACCCACUACUGCAUGUCGAAUUGAGGAUUCCAGGGCUCCACCAUGCCUCCCUGAGUCAGAAUUCCCCAUCUGAACAGUGGGAGAUUCCUGCCCGCCCCGGAGGGCCCCCUGCUCCGCCUCCUCCCGCCUCCCACCCACAACCCUGUAACAAUCUGCACCGAGUGUACUGAGCAGCGCUUAGGGUGGAGCCUCAUAUCAGAUAAGAUGCCCAAAGCCCAGACACAAACUAAGACCCUGACAGUGGAGAAGGCAGGACGAACCCUCAGGAAUGUGCCCAGACUGGGUUAGGGUUUCAGAAAAAUCAAAAAGACCCCCGAAGCCCCAGAGUCCAGCUGAGUUAAGUUCACAGCAGGACGACUGCUUCGGGAAAGCUGAUCCGGGAAGAAUCAGGAACCUAAUACUUCACAGGGGCCCUGCGUCCCAGCCGGGACCACCCUGUGGAGACCCCAACGCCCCAACACCACAGCGCAGACAUGCUCGCUCAAUACCUGGCCUGGUGGGCCAAACUAGGGCUGGGUGGACCUUCUAGGUAAACCUGACCCUCAAGUCUCCUGAGCCUACCCACUACCCAAACUGAGGUGACAGCAGAUGAGCAAAGGCACCUGGGGCUCCCUGUUCCUCGAGGGCCUGGCUCCCCCUGCUGGAAAAAGGGGGUAUGGCAUAGGGAAGGGAAGGCAAGCAACAAGGAAAGGCCAGAAACCAUCUAAGAGCUAGCACAUAUACUCUGGGCCCUGCUGAGCCAAGAAUUGUAGCAUUCCAAGGGCUAAAAGACCCCAAGAUUUUAUGACUCACCAAACGCAAUCUCCUAAGAGGCCAGUGGAAAGAAUUUGUGUUUGUGAGAGUCCAUCACUAGGCAAAUCUGUGCUAAUUCUUGACAUCAUAAGCCCCAUGGUUCGACGCUACCCAAACUCAGGGGCCCUAGCAGGGAGAAAAAAAGAAAGAAAGAAAAGGGGGAAAAAAGCACAAAGAGAGAGGGGGAGAGAAAGAGAAGAGGGGGAGACAGUAAUGCAAGCUGGGGAAUCUGGUUACAGAUGGAUGAUGGGGAAUAUAAAACCUCCCUUGGAGUGACCCUCACCAGGUCUGAUUGGAGAAGGCUGGCCCAUCUGCUUCUUCAAAACCCUCUUGCAGGCUGCAGUACCCACUUGCUUGGGGGGCUCUGACAGCCCACUGUGGGGCUCCGCCUGGACAGAGAGAACUGGAGCAAGAUCACCCCAUACCAGCGAGGAAGCAGUGGGGUGGAGAGGCACCACACUGCCUUUCCUAUGAUGGUCUCCAUACAAGGUUUCUUUCCUGGGACACAUGGAUGCAUUAUCUCAUGGCUGCCAACACGUCCUCCCUCCAAGGAGCACUCUCAUCCCUUCCACUGCCUCCCAAAAUGAGACCUGCCCCAAGGAGAGCUGUGAAGGGCCCAGAGCUCUGUGGUGGUCUCUCUCUGUCCUCCUUUCUAUGGACAGAAACUCUGACGCCUCCACCACUGACCCCAGGUGGACUUCACAGGAACCCACACUCACGAGCAGUCUCUUCAGCCUCCAGGGAAGAACGACGGCUGCUUGGUUUUAAUCCCAGCUGCUAUUUCUUCAGUGCCAACCAUGGACAGGGCUCCUCGUGUCUUCUAGACACAGCCCUGCAACUCCACAAGAGCCGUGCAAUAAUGACAACCACACUGUGGGCUGGGACACUCAGAGACAGCAUGCUGGCUCCCCCAGGUCACACAGCCAGCCAGCGGUCUUGGACCCCAGCACAGCACACUUUUCUCACAAUACGCCACUACCAUUGGUCCUCACUCAGCUCACCAUGGUCAGAUCCCAGGUCCCCAGGGUCACUGCUCUCUUUGCAUGGCCCCCCAGCCCAGCUGCUAUCAGAGCCAGAGGGGGUGCCUGCCUAGACCCACUCUGACAGUCCCCCGCCCCCACCUCCACCAGCCUGAGCUGUCCCAGCAAUAGCUCUCAACCAGGGAUAUCUGGCAGAUUUCAUAGGACUGCCCUUUCCUCUGGUCAAUGUUGGGAGUCAGAAAGGGGUGGGGCCGGGGCCCCUCUAGACCCCGGUGUUGUGACCAAGAAAAUCUCAUCAGCUGCAUCCAGUGGCAACCUUGACCCUGUGGGUUACUCUGAUGUGUUUGUAGGAGUAUUUUUAGCUGAAUCUCUUUUUUUUUUCCAAAAUAAAUGUGAAUUGUAAAA